This is a messenger RNA of Pestalotiopsis fici W106-1, 1587 nucleotides long. RefSeq lists its product as uncharacterized. Gene Ontology annotation, molecular function: protein serine/threonine phosphatase activity. Gene Ontology annotation, cellular component: cytoplasm; nucleus. The transcript has 3 exons. NCBI's taxonomy places the organism in Eukaryota, Fungi, Ascomycota, Sordariomycetes, Amphisphaeriales, Sporocadaceae. Bases 1 to 1587 code for a protein of 528 amino acids. The record is from RefSeq and is a predicted model, not a curated record.
AUGGGAAAUCAGUCGUCGAAGGAGGGCGGUUCGUCCUCAAGGUCGGGCGCCGGUCCAGGUGGCGACCGCAUCGAAAGUCUACAGUCAUACCCCUCCUUUGGCAGGUCCGACACCAAGGAGUCAUCUCGCUCCUUCAAGGCUCUUCGAUCCAAGAUCCCGGGCACUGGCAAGACAGAUAGCCCGCGCAAUUCUACCAUCCUCAGUAAUGGCGACGAGAAGUCGGAUGUAGCCUCGGUGAAGUCUGGCAGGAGCGGAAGAUCACGCGGCAGCGUCAUUUCAGCCUCCGCGCCUCAGUCUCCUCAGUCGCCCGACGAAGCAAGAUCCCCAUUCGACGAAGACCAGCCGCCGCCGUCCCCUGUGCAGUCCGCCUCGAUCCGGGCUGGUCAUGGAGAUAUCACAGCUGCGCAGGCAUCUGGCGAGGUAGAUCAUGUAUCUGACCAGCCACCAUCUGGUUCAACUCCUUCGAACCCCGACGUCGCUGUCCAGCCAGGUGCGUCUAUUCUCGUCAGAAAGGACAGCACUAUCAAUCCGAUUCUGCAAGAUGCCACCAAUGGUAGCGCCAAGGACGAACCGACUGCUGGCAUUGCCAUGAACGAUAUCAAGGACAUUGACCUCGACGACUAUAUCAAGCGUCUGCUUGACGCAGCGUACGCUGGCAAGGUCACGAAGAGCGUGUGUCUUAAGAAUGCCGAAAUCGUAGCCAUCUGCCACAGGGCUCGCGAAGUCUUCUUGUCCCAGCCUGCGCUUCUUGAGCUGGAUGCGCCAGUCAAAAUCGUUGGUGACGUCCACGGCCAGUAUACUGACUUGAUUCGCAUGUUUGAAAUGUGCGGCUUCCCACCCAGCUCAAACUUUCUCUUCUUAGGUGAUUACGUCGACCGAGGCAAGCAGUCCCUGGAGACGAUACUGCUUCUCCUGUGCUACAAACUCAAGUACCCUGAGAACUUCUUCCUCCUUCGCGGCAACCACGAGUGUGCCAACGUCACGAGAGUGUAUGGGUUUUACGACGAGUGCAAGAGACGAUGCAACGUCAAGAUCUGGAAGACCUUCAUCGACUGCUUCAACACCUUACCUAUCGCGGCAAUUGUUGCUGGAAAGAUCUUCUGCGUUCAUGGCGGACUGUCACCAGCUCUGAGCCACAUGGAUGACAUCCGCAACAUCGCACGACCUACAGACGUCCCCGACUAUGGUCUACUGAAUGAUUUACUCUGGUCUGAUCCUGCCGACAUGGAGCAAGACUGGGAAGCCAAUGAACGUGGAGUCAGCUAUUGCUUUGGUAAAAAGGUCAUUACCGACUUUCUUGCUACACACGAUUUCGACUUGGUUUGUCGUGCUCACAUGGUUGUUGAGGAUGGUUAUGAGUUCUUUACAGACAGAGUCCUGGUCACUGUUUUCAGUGCUCCCAAUUAUUGCGGUGAAUUCGACAAUUGGGGCGCUGUCAUGUCAGUCUCUUCCGAGCUUCUCUGCAGCUUCGAGCUUCUGAAGCCACUUGACUCAUCGGCACUGAAGAGUCACAUCAAGAAGGGCAGAAACAAGCGCAACACGAUGCUCAACAGCCCACCUGCCAGUGUGCAGCCUCAAAGCGUGUAA